CGGAAGACCACGUGAGUUGUACAGUGCUGUGAUUUGUGAUUCGAAGGGUCUAACACCAGUGACUUUCCCAAGUGGUUCUCAGCUCUCUCCACUCUAAAAGAGCUAAGAACUCACAUCUCAGAAGCUACUGAGAAUGGCCUGCAGAACGAAGGCGUCAACUCCUCCGUGGCUUUGAUGAAACGCCUCCUUGUAGAUGCACAGGACAAAUUGAGGGGUAUGGCGGAAGAUACGACGAGAGGAGAAGAAGUGGCUGUACCUCCUUUCACGACAACUCACCGGCCGAUCCCCGAGGUCCCUGCAAGAAAAAUGCAGCUCACCGUGGCCCAGUCGGAAAUUGCCAAAUUGACUUUUCCAGAGCAUAAUUCCGUGGUGCCGCCCGAGGGUGACGGAGCGGGUCAGGAUAAUCCGAAAAGUUCCGAACCCAAGGAAGAGGAACAACAACAACCGCCCAACAGCGUCCAUUUGCCCCCGAGGCCGGAUUCAAAAAGGCCGACUUCCCUAGCCAAGAGGAGAGAAUCCGGUGACGUCCCUCCGGAACCGGAAGUGAGGAUUAAAAGGCCACCAUCACCGACAGCGGGGCCAAGUCACAAAUCGGACUUCGUACAAGAGUUGGAAAACCUGUCUGGAAAUGCCGGCACUCGGCUCAGGCUGGAAAACGAAAAGCUAAAACGCGAAGUUUCCGAGCUUAAAAAGCUCGUCUCCGCCUCCGGGGCAAUCGUAGGCACCGCCAACGAAAUCGAAGGCCCCUCGAAGAUCACCCAGCUCGAGGAAGAGCUUGCCCAAGCCAAAGAGACCAUAUCUACCUUGAAGACAGACAGAAAAAAGCUGAAAGCUGAGAAGUUCGAUCUGCUGAAUCAGAUGAAGCAGCUGUAUGCUACUCUCGAGGACAAGGAGAAGGAGCUGAGAGAUUUCAUUCGAACCUUUGAACAGGUAUUCAAGCAGCGAAUGCGAGAGAGCGAGGAGAGCCUGACACAAGAGCGUGCAGAAAGAGAAAGAGAGAGAUGGAGUUUACUGCGCCAUGCAAGAGACGAGGCAGAAAGAAGUUUGAAUCUAGCUGCCCAGCUAGAUCUAAAGCAGAGGGAACUGUUAGAUUGUGCAAGUACACUUUGCCCGGGGGUCACUGAUGAUGGAAGAUCACCAGAAAACGGUUUACCACGAAGGGACCUCCCAAGCAGAGACCAUUACAAUGCGAGGCGGCAGUUGUCAUCAGGCGGGUGUCUGUCUGAUCAAGAGAGUAUCAGUGCCGGUUGGCGAGGAGUCAAUGGAGGACCAGGGGACAGGACAUCAGGAAGCGUCGAUUCCGGGCUGCGCGGUUCCUCUGACCGUCAGUCGACAACGAAUCUCAGCGAUUCGACAACCGAUGUAACAACUCCAAAAGAGAGCAGUAGCCCAUCCCUUUCGCCUCUCAACGCUCAUUCAUUUUCAAGGUCUUUGGACAAUUCUACUCUGUCAAGGUCUGUUGAACAACUCAGCUCUCCUCAGCUGGAGGUCGAGCCUUUACGUAGAGGCAAGUUGAGAGGUAGUGGUGGUAGCACGCCAUCAAGUGCCACGACGGCAAGAACUGGCGGAAGCACUUGGGGCAGCAUCAGUCGAGUAUUUGCCAGGAGUAGGCACAAGAAACAUCCAAACCCUAAUAACCAAGAAGCACCACUUCCGGAAACACCAAGUGAAUCCUGCAACCGUAGCUGGUCGCCUUUGACCGAAGAAGGCUACGCCGAAAAGCUAAGACUGCUCCGAGAGGCCAGCGCCAUUCCAAUGGAAAGGUGGAGAGCACCUACAGUACUCGCUUGGCUUGAAAUAGCUUUAGGGAUGCCACAGUAUGGUCCGAAAUGCACACAAAAUAUUAAAUCCGGAAAGGUAUUGCUUGAAUUAAGUGAUGGAGAGUUGGAAAUAGGACUAGGUGUACAGCAUCCCAUGCACAGAAAGAAAUUAAGACUUGCUAUUGAGGAGCAUAGAAAUCCCGGUAUGAUGAGGUAUCCAUGCAUCGGACAGUUAGGUCAUACAUGGGUAUCUAGUGAAUGGCUUCCAGAUUUAGGUCUACCACAGUAUUCUGAGAAUUUCGCUACUAACUUAGUCGAUGCAAGAAUGCUCGAUCAUCUUAGUAAAAAGGAACUUGAAAAAUUUCUAGGCGUAACAAGAAAAUUUCACCAGGCGUCAAUCGUACACGGCAUACAUCUUUUACGUAUGAUGAAAUAUGACAGACAGGCACUUGCUGUCCGAAGGCAUCAAUGCGAAAAUGUAGAUGCUGAUCCUCUCGUUUGGACCAACCAAAGGUUUAUUAGAUGGGCUAGGAACAUAGAUCUUGGCGAAUAUGCUGAUAAUUUAAAAGAUUCGGGCGUUCAUGGAGCACUGGUCGUACUGGAGCCAUCGCUCAAUGGUGACACAAUGGCGACUGCGCUUGGAAUCCCGCCAUCGCGAAAUAUGAUCAGGAGACACCUUGCAGCUGAACUCGAAGCUCUUGUUCUUCCUGCCAGAUGGCAAAUUAGGGCUGGUUUUGAGGGAGGGUAUCGAGGUAGAAGGGCCGGAGGAUCUUUGGGAAGGAACGUAGGUCGGAUCCAAUCCAGGGCCCUUCCCCCACCGCCAAUCCAAGAGCAGUCCCCUGACAAAGACAGGCGUCCCAGCUUUAGGACUUACAGCACAGUUCGUAAAAAGUUCUCGUCUUGGAGAAGCUCUCAAGGUUCUUUGUCGAGAGCAUUUGGUCUUAAGUCGAGAUCGAUUAACCACUAUGGCGAGAUUUCAUCCCCUGUUCAUGAAGCCAUUUCUCCGACUUCAAGCGAAAGUAGCGGGACAUUUGGCAGUCAGAGGCCUGAAUCGCCGCAGAGCGCUAUUGUACGCAGAAGGCCUACACAUAGACACAGACGGGUCAAAUCGAUCGGAGACAUUGAUGCUAUAACAGUAACCCCUGUUUAAACUUAUAAGUAAAAAAGUAUUAAUUUUCCUAAUCUCAUUUGCUUUUUCUUCUUAUACAUAUCAGUCUAAGAAAUCAUUAAAAUUCAGAAAUUAUAGGUCAAUUUAAAAAAAUUCAAUAAUUGUUUACUACUGUCUAAUAAAUGAUUUGAAAUUACUUAUCUAUGUAUGUUUUCUUUUCUUUUUUUAAACUUAGAUUUAAGUAUUGAAAGUUGUAAAAAAUAAUAUCUGUAUAAAUAUCAUUUUAAAUAGGCUUGCGAAUUGCUUGCUGUUAAAAGUAUGAUACCUCUGAGUAGAGGUCGAUUUCAAUGUAUUACGAAAAUCCAAUAAUUUAUUAAAUGUGUAAUGUUUGUGGCUCGUAAAGCAUUCCUCUUUCCUAAAAUGUAAAACUUGAGUGUGAUAAGGUAAUUUUUUCCCCAUUUUAACUUUGACGAGGUAUGUACCUGGUAUUAUGUCUUCAUAAUAUGCGACGUGCAAUAUGGCUAGGAAAUAAAUUAUUACAAUGAUAUUAUACUUGUAUUUAUUUGGACGUGUAACUACAAUUUUUGAAAAGACAUGAUGGUUGCUUAUUAUGUUUUUAUUUCCCUUUUUGUUAUCACUACUAUCCAUUUGUUUCAUUUUUAAAUUUUUUGUUGUAUUAUUUUUCUUUUGUGAUAUUUUUGUAUAAAAAAGUGUUGAAUUAGUUGUUUCAUACCUGAAAAAAUAAACAUUUAUUUUGUGUCAAUUCGA
This is a messenger RNA of Cimex lectularius (bed bug), 3636 nucleotides long. RefSeq names its product kazrin (gene Liprin-gamma). Gene Ontology annotation, molecular function: protein binding. Bases 175 to 2910 code for a protein of 911 amino acids. The record is from RefSeq and is a predicted model, not a curated record. NCBI's taxonomy places the organism in Eukaryota, Metazoa, Arthropoda, Insecta, Hemiptera, Cimicidae. The transcript is spliced from 20 exons.